AUGGAGAAGCAAGAAGUCGAGAACGAAUUGAGAUCUACUCGAGGAUCUACUCGAGUCCAGCAGUUGUCGACAGACUUCACCAUACAGCAGCUGACCCUGCAGCCUGUUGCGGAUAUUCACGCCGAGAAUCAGCAGCUGAAGUCAGAGUCUGAUUCCCUGCGUGAGGAAACCGCAGACGCACGGGAGGAUGCCCGUCGUUCUCGCCAGUACAUACACAAGAUGCAAAUGAUGGAUGACGAGUUGUGCGAACAACGAGCGAACGUUGCGGACCUCAUUCUGGCAGAGGGUGAGGUCGUGCUCAAGGAAUGCAUGACCGAUCUGUCGUCCGAAUUGGCAAAAUACAAGGCUAUGACUGUAACGACGCCGAGGGCCACAGAAUCACAGGCGGAAUCAGCAUCAGACGUCUUCCUCACACACCUACAACGCGGAGUCCCGCGUUUUGACUGCUUCAAGGAUCUAUUCCGGCCUUUUGAGGCUCAUACCAUCAUUGGCCUCCGUCGGCUCGCGGACAGGUUCAUGUGGCAUCAGUGCCCAGAAACAGGCUAUUUCAUCGCACCGGAGCACACGCUUUCAGUCAGCGUCCAGGUACCGUACAAGGACGACCCGCUUCCGCACGCUCCCAGAAAGCGCACGAUCGAACUCUUCUGCCAGCCUCUGUCUUUCGGCGCUGUAUGGUACACUGGAAGAUAUGAGGUGGGCAACGCAGAAACGAUGCAGUCGGACGAAUACAAACUGCUGCCUGAGGAGGUAGGGCGCACCGCAGUUCGUGGUAUAGUGGUUGACAUGAUCGACUGCCCCCAGAUACAACAAUACGUUGUCGAGAAGACUUCGAGCUCACUGUCGCAUUCGGCGUUACAAGACAAGUAUCUUGGCGGCCAGAUGACGGCCUUGAGGUAUCCUGUUCGGCGUGUCGGGUACAUGGCAGGAUUUGAUCAUCUGAAGACAUCACAGACACUGUAG
Molecule: messenger RNA, 960 nt
Organism: Postia placenta MAD-698-R-SB12
Lineage: Eukaryota; Fungi; Basidiomycota; Agaricomycetes; Polyporales; Adustoporiaceae
Exons: 8
Coding region: 1-960 (319 amino acids)
Source: RefSeq, a predicted model, not a curated record